Messenger RNA from Chaetomium globosum CBS 148.51, 654 nucleotides. RefSeq lists its product as uncharacterized. The transcript is spliced from 2 exons. Bases 1 to 654 code for a protein of 217 amino acids. The record is from RefSeq and is a predicted model, not a curated record. Lineage: Eukaryota; Fungi; Ascomycota; Sordariomycetes; Sordariales; Chaetomiaceae.
AUGGAGACUAACCCAAUCUUGGAUCACAAACCCCCUAUUCACCUUGACCUGGACUUUGACCACGCUCCCCUGCUUAAAUCUUCCGAUAAACCCGCCACCGCCCCCUCUUCCGGAGCACGAGCCAUCCACAGGAAGCACACACCCCCCGGUAGCAAGAAGGGCCGAGUUUCACGGCUGCCCUCAACAACGGGCACGUCACGGCUGUUGGCGAGGAGGGGCCGCCAGGACGGCCCAUAUCCCGCCAGGAGGGCGGGGACGGGGGGCAUCGCGUUUCACUGCGUUCCUGGCCGCGGUGUCACGGUUUCGGGCGCCGGUUUCUCUCUCUCCUGGGAUCCUGGUGCUGAAGUGUGGUCUGGUUGGUUGGUUGGUAACCUGUACCCCCCUUGUACAUGGGGACUCGUUCCGCCAUCGCCAUUCAACAAGGCGCCAUCCCGCCGCGGACCUCCACACCGGCGGACGGAAUCUAUUGCGUCGGUUACCAGUGCGGCGAGCAUCGCGGACAUCAACAUCGAGGAAACCAAGACUAAGACGGGAAUGAGCAUCGACGAUAUCGCAGCGUUCAUCCAAGAGCCGGACCCAUCAGACGGUAGUAUCAGUGCCCAACCUGCAAGGAGUGCUUCGUCCGGCAGCACGACCUCAAAGACCAGUGUAUAA